UUGUUUUUCUUUAAGACAGUUCUUGCUCCAACCAACGUCAUCAAUGUCCAUCCCCGCUCUGAGCAGGAGUCAGUGAAAUCAGUGGAGUGCAUAGAAGAACAAUGCAGUAACGAUGAAGAGUGGGAAAUGAAGCUAUUCGAGCGAGUAAAGCAGGAUCCUACUGUUCCAGCACAUUUCAAAGCUACCUUCGCGAUCCUCGUUGCCAAUAAUCGCAAUCUUCGAGAGGAGAAAGCAUUCUUGCAUGCCCGUUUAGGUUUGGGAUAG
Strongylus vulgaris is the source of this 264-nucleotide messenger RNA. NCBI's taxonomy places the organism in Eukaryota, Metazoa, Nematoda, Chromadorea, Rhabditida, Strongylidae. The record is from the annotation of a GenBank genome assembly.